AAGAAAAUCAAUAAAUUGAUAGUACUGAAAAGUCUGAAGGAAAACUUAAAUUUCAGAAUAUUUUGAAGAUAUUUUAGACUAAAUUUCGGAUAAGGGUGUGGAUAUAAAAACAAAGCAUAGCAAAAUGAGUGCAGUAGAUCCGUUCGUGAUAACUGCCAAAGAACGAUUGAAAUACCAUGAUCAAUUCAAUUCGCUGAAUCCUGUAAAUGGAAUUGUUACAGGAGCACAAGCUAAAGGCUUCUUGCUUCAAUCGCAAUUGCCUCCAUUGAUCCUUGGGCAAAUAUGGGCUCUUGCGGAUACAGAUGCUGAUGGAAAAAUGAAUGUUAAUGAAUUUAGCAUCGCAUGCAAGUUGAUAAAUUUGAAAUUACGGGGUUUUGAGAUACCAAAAGUAUUACCUCCAACAUUAUUGGCAUCUUUAGCUGCAGUAGGCGGAACUCCGACGCGAACUCCAACAACGGGAAUGAGCCCAAGCGGAUCAAUUGCAGCUAUUCAUGGCGCGAUUCCUCCGCCUGUUCCUCCUCAGCCUCAAAUUAUGAAUCAACAAUACGCAACUGUUUCAGGAGUUAUUGCACAUCCUCCGGGACGUCCUGUAAUGCCUCCUCAACCCGUUAUUCCGUCACAACCGUUAAUUCAAGCUGGUCAACCGAUUACAACGACAGCUCAUGUUCCCCCUGUUGUUCCUUCUCCUCCAAAUAUAUUACAACAACAAACACAAAUGCAAACAGCUCCAAUGAUAGCUACUGUUCCCUCACAAAUGGUAAUGCCUAACCAACAAAUGGUUGGACAAAUUGUUCAACAACCCGUUAUGGUUCAACAACAAGCAGCAUACGCAAUGCCAACACAAGCUCCUGCAAUGAUAAAUACUGUUCCAAACUCAUUGCCAGGCGUUGUUCAAAGCUCUCAACAAAUUCCAAUGCAAGCUGUUGCUCCGCAACCCGCAUUAAUACAUCAGGACUCUCAAUCUAUGCUAUUACAACAAAAUAUUCCUGUACAAUCUGUCGCUCCAAUACCCGCUUCAGUUGUUCCAACAAACAUUCCGGCUUUACCAACGCCUCCAAGCGGAACACAAAGUCGCUCAAUGUCGAUCUCUGAGCGUGCUCCAUCAAUUGAAUCUCCCGUAUCAGCAAAUGGUCAAACUAUCGAAUGGGCAAUUAAAGGACCUGCAAAGUUAAAGUACACACAAUUAUUUAACACAACAGAUCGUACUCGAAGCGGAUUUUUGACAGGAGCUCAAGCCCGCGGUAUUUUGAUGCAAUCAAAAUUACCACAAUUGACAUUAGCGCAAAUUUGGGCUUUGUCUGAUAUGGAUUCUGAUGGUCGAUUGGGAUGUGAAGAAUUUAUUCUUGCUAUGUAUUUAUGUGAUUUGGCUUUACAAGGCGAAAAAAUUCCAACAACCCUUCCGCCAGAUCUUGUACCUCCUUCUUUUCGAAAAGCUCAAUCACGUCACGGAUCAAUUGCGGGAUCUCGACAUGGUUCUGUAUCAUCUCAAGGUGCUUCUGUUGCUGUUUCCGAAAGUGACAUGGGAUUACCACAAAACUCAUUUGAAGAUAAACGUAAAGAAAACUUUGAUAAGGGUCAAGCUGAAUUAGAUCGACGCCGAAAGCUUAUUGAGGAUGCCCAAAGAAAAGAAUUGGAAGAGCGACAACGUAAAGAACGUGAAGAAGCUGAAAAGCGAGAAAAGGCUCGACUUGAAGCCGAAUUAAAAGCACAGCAAGAACGUGAACGUGAAUUGCAAAGACAACGUGAACUUGAGGAAGAAAGAGAAGAGCAACGAAAACGUGAACUUGAAAAGAAAGAAGCAGCAAGACGGGAAAUGGAGAAACAGCGACAAACAGAAUGGGAAAACCAAAAAUUAUCUGAAAUGGAGUUGCAACGUGAAAAAGAACAAGAAAAAGUCCUUAAACUUAAAGCUCAGAAUCAAUCCUUAACAAUCGAAUUGGGAACAUUAAAUGAUAAGGUCAAGGAUGUGACACAAAAAAUUUGCGAUACACGUGCAGGCGUAACCAAAGUAAAGGCGUUAAUUGAUGGAAUGCGAACGACCCGAGAUACACAAAUGUCGGAAAUGGCUCAACUCAAAGCACGUAUUAAGGAACAGAAUCAACGUCUCAUACAAUUAAGUCAGGAAAAGGCAAAAUUAGAUGCUAAAUCAAAAGCAACGCAAGCAAACGAUGCUGCUAAUCAGGAACAAAUUCAAGCAGCGUUCUCUAACAAACAAAUCUUAAUAAAACAACUCAAAGAUAAAUUAGAGGAUAUUCGUGAACAAAUUAAUACCAAACAGUCUGACAUAGAUAGUAAUAAGGAACAAUUGACUGAACUAAAGAAAGAACUCUCUGAAUUGAUAACGGCAUGUGAGACUCUCUACAAUGAAUACGAUGUUGAAAGAAUACAAAUCCUUGAACUCAAACACAAUCGUAAGAAUGAAUCAAUCACCUCCUCUUGGGAUACAGGCAAUUCGUGGGGCACUUCAACAACUAUACAACCAUCAGCGACGGCAAACACUGCAACAACUGUGCCUACUUCUCAUGAAGCGCCCGGCGAUUAUGUUAAAUAUCGAGCUGUUUACGAAUUCGUCGCAAGAAAUCAAGACGAGAUUUCAUUCCAACCCGGAGAUAUUGUUAUGGUCUCGUUGACCCAAAAUGCCGAGCCUGGAUGGUUAGCAGGAGAAAUAAAUGGACAUACAGGAUGGUUUCCCGAAACGUAUGUUGAAAAAGUUGAAGAUGAAACAGUUUCGUAUGACCAACAAACUUAUAAUGACAAUAAUGCAGAAAUUGCGGAAACAAUUGAGCCUGUUGAAAACACAACAACCGCAUAUAAUGGAGACCUUGAUUAUUAUGUAGCUGUAUAUAGUUAUCAAAGUACUGAACCGGGAGAUUUAGUAUUUAAUGAAGGAGAUACGAUUAUUGUAACGAGCAAGAAUGGAGAUUGGUGGACAGGAACAUUGGGUGAAAACUCGGGAAUGUUUCCAUCAAACUAUGUGCAAAAACUUGAAACUACUUCAGGAACAGUUACAGUGAAUAAUGACUAUAACAGUACGUCAGCGGUUUCACAAAACACAAACGAUCAGCAAGUUAUGAACCACGACAAUGAACAACAAUCGUUGCAACAACAACAGCUCGAAGCAGCUGCCCAAGAAUUACAAAACCAAACGGAUGUCGAUUCCGAAGUUUCUCAAAUUAAUACACAACCAAAAGUCAGUGAGAGUAGUACUGAUUAUGUAAGACCACAAUCCAGAUCAACAUCUUCAGCGAGUCAACGUAGCGGGCGUCUAAAAGGAGAAGUCGCUCAAGCAAUAGCAACGUACGAAGCAACAAGCUCAGAACAACUUUCUCUUGCAAAAGGACAACUCGUUAUGAUUCGUAAAAAGACAGAUUCAGGAUGGUGGGAAGGAGAAUUACAGGCUAAAGGACGUCGGAGACAAGUAGGCUGGUUUCCUGCUACAUACGUUAAAUUAAUGCAAAGCGGGCGUAUCAGCGGGAGAACAACGCCUGUUUCAUCAGGAAAAAUAGAGUACAGUGAAGUUAUCAUUGACAAAGUAAUCGCCUUGUAUCCUUACAAAGCAAUAAAUGAUGAUGAAUUGUCGUUUGAAAAAGAUGAUAUCAUUUCGGUUCUCGGUAAAGACGAGCCAGAAUGGUGGCGAGGCGAAUUAAACGGUAUUGUUGGACUAUUUCCAAGCAACUAUGUUGGUCCUUUUGCAUCCGGUAAGAAAAAUUCUUUACGAAACUAAAAGCGAGGAGGUCUGACAAAACACACAACUCACAAUUUUGACUUUACACAAUACAUCUUAUACUUCAGAUUUUUUUAGUUCUUUAUUGUUUUUUGUAUACAUUCAUUAUAUGUUCUCUUGAUUGAUUUUUAUACAUAUUUAAUUUAUAAAUGUUCCUAUUGUAAAAGUUACACGAAAAUUUGUCAAACACUGUUCUCUCUACAAAAAUAAAACAUUAACGUUCAAAAUUUUUCUACUUUCAUUUAAUUUAUUCACCUUUCAUCAUCAUAUCCAGCUAAUCUGUAAUCGGUUAAAGUACACAUUCACGCGCCUUCUAUUCUAUAAAAUAUAUAGUACAUAUAAAUAGUAAAAAGUAUUUAAACAUUUAAUAUAACGUGUGUUGGACAGAGAUUGUCAGUGUUUAAGUCGUUAGUUCUCAUCUGCUUUUCACCUUAACUCUGUCUGACAUGCAGACCAUCAUAUUAUAUUAUUGAUUAAAAAAAAAUAUAUAAAUAUAUAUAUAAUAUACUCACAAAAGUUGAAAAGAAACCAAAUUAAAGUAAAAUACCAUACAUAAAUAAAAAGAGUUAUUUAGAAAAACAAAAAUAAACCAGCAAAGGAACCCACACUAUCUGAACAAUAAUAAAGUACAUAUAAUAGUAACUAAAAAUAAUAUUAUAAAGAAGGACACACACAUGGUAUCUACAUAAAUUUAAAUAUGUAUCUUUAAAAUUACGAAAAGAAACACAUAAUAGAAUAUUAAAAAGUAUUGUUGACGACAAGA
Messenger RNA from Culicoides brevitarsis, 4487 nucleotides. It is a transcript of the gene Dap160, whose product is annotated as intersectin-2. Gene Ontology annotation, biological process: endosomal transport; clathrin-dependent synaptic vesicle endocytosis. Gene Ontology annotation, molecular function: molecular adaptor activity; protein binding; calcium ion binding. The transcript is spliced from 17 exons. The record is from RefSeq and is a predicted model, not a curated record. NCBI's taxonomy places the organism in Eukaryota, Metazoa, Arthropoda, Insecta, Diptera, Ceratopogonidae. Bases 125 to 3724 code for a protein of 1199 amino acids. Gene Ontology annotation, cellular component: cytoplasm; plasma membrane; intracellular vesicle.